AUGAGGUCGGAUCUGAAAAAUCGGUCCGCCAAUUCCACUCGCGCUUCACCGGCAAUUACAAAGCGCUUAAAAAUUGUUGAGGAUUUAGCAAAUCCUUGUUCUUCAUCCUCCAGAGGAAGCUGCUUCAAAGAGAAUGUUAAUAUUAACAACUCAGACCCCACGAAACUGAGUGCAGAACCACUGCCGAUGAAGAGAAAGAAAAAGGGAGGGGGAUACAAUUUACGGAAAAGCCUAGCAUGGGAUAGAGCCUUUUUCACUGAAGAAGGUGUUCUUGAUCCCAUAGAACUCUCUACAAUUAGUGGUACCUCUUGUGGAGAGAGAUUGUUUGCCAUAGAUGAAGAAAUUUCCAGCGCUUCAUGUUAUACUAUGGAAUCUGCUGAUACUCCAGCAAUUGAAAACGAUCUAAUGAAAGAACCUCCAAACGAAGCUUUGCAUAAAUAUGGGAGUGAUUGCCUAUCACCAAAGCCCAAUUCAUCAGCUUUUAAUGAUGUCAUUUCAACUUCUAUUGUCAGUUUUUUGCUCUCUACCUCAAAUAUAACUGUUGCCAAAUCUGCAAGCAAUGCAUUGAAGCUGCUGAAGGUUCCUGUUCCAAAGUCAGGUCCUAGAGCGAACUAUUUGAAGCAUAACCAGGUUACUGAACCAGUUGUUAGCGUCCAGAGGAAUAUAGGAUCAAAGAGAUCCUCCAAAAGUCAGAAAAACACUGAUGAUACAUCAAAAGCUGGUACUUUAAGACCAUCCCGCCAUUCAAAAGGAAAUUCAAUUUCACAGGAAAACUCAUUGCAGAAAGGACAAAUAUCAAUUGACAAAAGUCCCCUGCUUGUUGAAAAACCCAAUAAUUGUGGUUCAAAGAUGAUUUCGGAUAAUAUGGUUCCAUUUAACCCAGGGCAUUCAUUUGAGAGCCGAGAUGAGCCCACAACAAUCUCCAUCUCGGUUGCUCAGAAUGCUUGCAUCAGUGGAGGUAAUUUGCAUCCUUCACGAAAUCAAGCCCCCAGACCGUCAGGUUUGAGAAUGCCAUCACCAUCAUUAUCGUUUUUCAGUCAGCCUAAAACUUCGGGCUCAUGUAGAUUAUCAUGGAGAAAUACAGACUCGAAUGUUUGUGGGAUACAAAAACUUGAAGAUUUAAGGUCACAUAAUACUCUGAGGAAAAGUCCGAAGCUGGCCAAUGGCACCGAAACAAGCACAAGUAAUAGCAAUAGGCUCAUAAGCUCCAGAUCAGAAUGUUCUGCACCAUUUGAGGUCAGGGCUAUUUCACGUGGAAUAAUUGAAUCUAAUGUGGAGGAAAACCCUACACAGAAGGUGGGAACAAAGGUUUUAUUUGAUGCCAACAGUUCUGAGCCAAAAGGUAAUAACAUUGAUGUCAAUGGACAGCUUCAGGAUGUUCUCAAGCAAAUAGAAAUUGAGAAGGUAAUACCCCGGGAGGAUAUAGAAUUUCAGAAGAAUGACAAAGAAGUUCCCUUACAAAGUACUUCAUGUGAAAAAGUGACAGAUGAUAUCAAGCUUAAGAGUACUAUCCUUGGUAGUCCAGGAAAUUGUGUAUCUUGUAUGAGUGGAUGGGGAAAUUCAAAUCUAGUGUCACCACACGACCAUUUGAUGCUUGGCACAAGUGGAUCUGAUACAAAAGCUGCAGCCAAUGAACCACAUGAAGAGCCAAAAAUUUGCAAAUUUUCUGUCUCAAAACAUGAUAUCAGAUCCGAGACACGACCUGGAGAGGUAAAUGAUCACAGAUGGAAGAAUUCUUUGAUAGUGGGGAAUAAUUUGGUGGAAACAUGUAUGCAGGAUUUUCAUGAACCACCUAGGGAGCAAACUGACCAAUUAAAGUUCUCCCUUGGAAAGACUGAUCCGGACCUUACUGGAGAUAAGCAUAUUUUGAAGACAAAUGGAAGAGGUAAUGAACCAGCUAAAACGUCCGAAGAAUAUGGAAGUUGGUAUGUUGGAAAUGUAGAUUAUGAAGCUCUAGAAAGUAUUAUGAAAAGUCCAUGUUCUGCAUCUAAGAACGAACAUAAAGAUCUUUCAGUAGAAGCUACUACUGCAGAUGCGAGAACUUAUAACUCACUUGUGGGAAAGGCACAACUUCAGGCUCCAGAAGAUAUUUUAACUAUUGAAAGCUCUAAAAAUGACAUCAAUCAUAUAUUGGUGGUUGGUGCUAGUAACAAGCAAUCAGGAAAAGCUUCAGAGCUUCAGGACAUUCACCAAGAAGUUGAACUAGAUUCACAAAAUAAUUAUAUAUUGCGUACAAGUGAUUGGUUGUUGCCAGAAAAACAAGCAUGUUGUAUAGAAUCCUUGCAAGAAAAACUCACUGAGACACUUCCAGUAGUUGCUAUGGCUGGAAAAGAUGGAAAUCAAUUUUUUGACGUUUACAUGGAAAGUACUCAGGCUCCAGCUGCAGUUCAUGAUGAUGACUUAAAUAUAGACGAAAUGACCAAUCAACCUCUAAUCAGGGAUAAGCAGUUUAAUUUCAUUGAAAAUAUCCAAUCUUCUGAAAGUCGCAACAUUUUAAUUGAUUUGACUUCCAGUUAUGAUGGUGUACUCGCAGCUGAAGCUAACUAUUUGGAACUUAAUAGUUCUCCUGAUGAAGUAACAAAGUCAUUCGUUGGAGGUGAUGGGAGAUUUCCAGAUGACAAUGACAUGUGGAAUAUGGGAAUGAAUGAAUUGAAAGCUGAUUUGUUGUUGGAGGAACCUGCAAGUAAACAAUUGUCAAACAGUCCUCAUCAGGAAACACAGACAAUAGAGAUGAACUAUAAUAGUUUGUUUUCCAGAAGCAUGAUGUUUGAAGAGUCGCAGCAAAUUAUUAUUGAAAGGACAACAGAUUCCAGGCCAAUGUUAGAUUGUUAUCAUGAAAACAAUUUAAGAACUUCUGCCCUUUUAGUAAAGGAAGGGGGAUUUGGAGUGGAUAAGGAGACUACUGUGUCACGCAAGGAGGAUUUGAUGGUGCAGUCUUAUGACAAAGCAUUAAACGAAUUCUGUGUCAAGCUUACUUCAACAGAUCCUAGUCAAUAUAUAAGGGAUGCUGAUUGCGAUGAACAGUCAGGACAUUUGAAAUUGCCUAAUCCUGUUGUAUUUGAAAAUCUUUUCCUCAGUAAUGAUGGAUUACCUUUGAAGAAUCACUCUCAGUCUGUAAAAUGCAUUCUCUCUGAUGAUUAUGAUCAAACUACUGUUUUGGAUAGCAUGGUGGAUUCUGUUUCAAAACCAAGUGAUCCACAUGGAGGCAAAAUAAGAUCCAGUGUUAAUGUCCAGAAACCAACUUUGAUGCAUAAAACUUGCAGAGAUGCAGAUGAAAUUGUUGGUCAAUCUUGUGUACAUGAUCAGAAAGAGAUUGAAGGUUCUCGAGACAGUAGUACUUCUGUUAUUGAAGAAUCUGCCGAGGAUAAAGCUGCAUUUGCAUCAAUCAAUAAAUUUGGUGACGGUCUUAAGAAGAAAAGUCGUGCAUUUGUACCCCCACAAAAUGCUGUUCCAUUUUCUGAUGAAUGGUUGGCUGCCAUUGAAGCUGCUGGAGAGGAUAUUCUCACCAUGAAAAGUGGUUCUGUACAACAUUCGCCUCCUGACAAAUCUCUUCCCGAGCCAAAUCCAUGGUCUCCGGUGAAAAGGAAAACCAAUCAGAUAGGACCCUUUGACUGUACAAAGUUCACCAACAUCUCGCCCUCUAACUCCAGCUAA
This is a messenger RNA of Fraxinus pennsylvanica, 3654 nucleotides long. The record is from the annotation of a GenBank genome assembly. Lineage: Eukaryota; Viridiplantae; Streptophyta; Magnoliopsida; Lamiales; Oleaceae.